AUGUGCCCGUGCCCUCUGCACCGCGGUCGCGGCCCCCCGGCGGUGUGCGCCUGCAGCUCGGACCGCCUCGAGCAGCGCGCGGCGGCGGCGGCGCAGCUCACGGGCGCCCGCCUCAAGGCGCUCGGGGACGAGCUGCAGGAGCGGAUCAUGUGGCGGCGCCGGGCGCGGAGCCGGCGGGCCUCAGCCGAGGCGGCGGGCAGCGGCGGCGGGCUCCCCGCCUACUGGGCUUGGCUGUGCGCGGCCGCUCAGGUGGCGGCGCUGGCGGCCUGGCUGCUCCGGAGGAGGAACUUGUAGGAGCGCGGGGGCUUCUUGGCGGGGGGCCGAAGCGGAGACUGAGCCGGAGCCCAAGCAACAGGCUGGAGAAAAUCCUGUGUCCUUGGAGCAAGCUGGAUCCCAUUUUCCUGGAGGGAAUCCGGAAUGUGAGUAGCCACUGGUCCAGAAGGGUGGCAACACAAGCGGAAAGUGGAGGACAUCAAAACACCUUGGGCAACGGGAAUGCCGAAUUGGACUGGAGGCGACCUUCAGACAUCCAGCAGCAGAAAUAGAAACAGAAACCUAUCCAUAUAUAUACAUAUCCUCAUAUAUAUAUAUAUAUAUAUAAGAGAGAAUAGGAAUAUUUAUCAUCUCUGCAUGCCUUGUUAAGAACGGGCGUUCCCGUUCCUUUUAUGCGACUCGCAAUAUGAACAUUUGUCCCCUCCGCGUUUGAGGAGCAGGAAGUAGAGGCCCGCUGGGACAAAGCUAGCUCAUUUCCCACAGCCAGAAUCAAACCUCUGGAGAUAGCCACUGAGGGAUACAGAUGGGGGAAUGGAGGCCUGCUAGUCUUGGCAAGGGGUGGGCACAAGGUCCGGGGUGUUUCCACCUUGGAACAUUCUGAUGAGGCUUAAUUUGUGUAUAUAGAAACUCUGCCCCACCAGGGCAGAUCCAUUUUUUCUAUCUAGUUUCUUUGGUGCUGUUUUCAUAUUUGCCGGGUGCUAAACUGCCUUUCUGGUGCUACCGUUUUACUGAAGUUGUUCGUGGGGCUGGGGAUUAGAGAGGAAUUUAUUUUGCUUGUUUGGAGUUUUUGUUUGAAAUGAGAUGAAUUGCCAAGUUCUGUUUGCCAUUUUCUCUUUCCUGUCCUUGGUUCCUUUUGGGAACACCUCGGGCACUGAUAAGGGUGUGGCAAGGCUCGGCAGAAGGAAACUUGGCUCCACAAGUGAGCAGGGAUUUCUCCCCCUCCUCAAGGUUGUUGCCCUGGGAAUCCAUUCCACAGCCAUUCCAAGGGAGCUCUGCUCUUGGGUUUGGGGGAUUCACAAGCCAAGAUGUUGAAUAGGAUUUCUAAGCAGGGGUUGGAGGAGAGAAGCUGAUGGGCAUCCCAGCGGUGGGCACCAGACCGGCAAGCUGUCGGAGGGUUUUAAGAUAAGUUACUAUUUUCAGAAAUUUAUAGAUCAUUAUAAGCAUGCAUCUCUGAGGGCAACUUGGCUACAGAGUCUCCCCAGGGAGCAAUUAUUAUUAUUUUUGUUUUCAUUAAAAAAAAACAAACCAAAACAAAAUAACAACUGGUAUUAUACAUCUGUGCCGGGCGUUCCAGCUCCUAUUGUCUCGACGGGCAAGAGAGGGAAGGCUCAGACUGUAGAUUCCAAAUAAUACACAACACGUUUUGUGGGUAGCGGCUUUGCUCACUUUGGUGGCUGGGAGCCCAGCUGUGAGAACACAGUGCAAGUAGCAGGAGUUCAUUGGGCUCAUCUGGCUGAAAUGGGACUGAUCCCUUGGCAUUUGAAAGAGGCAGGUCCCUUAGAAGGCAGAAAGAGCUUCAUGGCAGGGUCCCAAUUCCUGCUGCCAUCUCCCCCCCCCCCCCAGCCUUUUCUAAUAAAACUUACAUUAAAUAGAUUUUUAAAACAACUGCAGAUGAAGAUAGAUGGAUCAUCCUCCAUUCUUUCACAUGCGGUCAGUCCCUUCACUUGGAUUUGACUUUGUGGGGCUGACUCGAUGCUGACAUUUAACUCCACAUGCCAGGUCUUGGGCCAAGCCCGGGCCCUUAUUCUGGGGCUUUGAGUUGCUGGAUGUCGGAGUUAGACUUCUGGAAGGGAGUCGGAGAAAAGGAGGGCAGCGUACUUACCCGAGUCCUGUACCUUCCUGGCUUAACAUAGUAACUACUCCAUUGUCCUUGACUCUGCCUGGGGAGUGCUGCCUGGCUUGUGGUAGCACCAUAAGGCGGUUUUUAUUUAAGGGUUGUCUUUUCCAGAUCCCUCUAGUAUUUGUAAGAGUGCCCAGUGGCCUCCACUUUGGAGGCCCAGAGGAAAACGCUCAGUCAGUGCUGUGUUUCUUCGACUUGGAUCCUUUCUUUCUUCCUCAGCUACCUUUUGAGUCCCUCCUGCUGGGGGGAAAAAAGUGAGGUUUAUAUUCUGAGGGACUUUGAUUUCAGAAAGCUAGUUUGCUGAAAGAGCCAAGCACACCCCCAAAGUUUUCCGGCAAGGACUCACUGUAUAUAGCUUUUAUGUAUUAUUAGCAGAUGUGUAUCUCAAUCUUGCAUUUUUUUUUUGGCGGGGGGGAAGGCACAUCAUUAGGAUGAGUGCACUUCUUUGCGACCCCUGCUUUUGACAAGGGGCUGUUUUUAAUGCUCAUUUUGAUAGGAGACUCGACUCUUGAUUGACAUUUGUAUUAGGAAAUUGACGCAUGAUAUAUAUCCGUAUACGUCUCUGCUGUCUUCUCGUUGCAUUACGGGGAUUGCAUAGGAUGGCAAGGGGGGCUCUUUGGUGAUUAUCUGUAUUUUGAUGGUAAGUUCCAUCUCUCAGCUCUUCCCUCACUCCCUUUCGCUCUCCCUCUCUCCCCCUGUUCUCCAGACACUAAGAAGUCAUUGAUUUUGAUGAGCUUUGCUGCAGAGCCUCAAAGGAGAUAGAGAGAGAGGGAGGAAGGGAGGGAGUGAGUGAGGGAGGCAGGCAGGCAGGGCUUAAAAUAAAGAAAGACCUCAUCUUGGAUUUCAGCAGACUGACUUGGUACAGCAGAGGGAAAGGUGGGGGGGGAGAGCUUCUGAGAUCAUCAUUUAGGUACUGGCUUCCAGGGAAGAAUAGCUUGGGCUCAGUGCUUAAAACAAAACAACAACAAUGCUAUAGAAAAUGGGUUACAUCCCCAGAAGAUGGGGGCCUUGGCGUCGGGAUGCCCCUGGGACUUUAAGACUCCUUAUCGGCGACCCCUCCCUCCUAAGCAAAUAAUAUCCCCCCCCCUCCUCCUUUGAAGUUGAACGUAACCAGCUGGAACAACUUUUCACAUCUUUGAAUAUUUACUGAACAUACAGGAGGAGCCCAGUGGCUUUUAUCGGCUGUAGAAUAUUGUCAUUGAGAUCUGCCUGAGCUGAGAGGACCUGGAUUCCCAUAUAGCUUUACGGUCUCCAACUUAGUCAAAUGUAGAGGAAGAAAGCUGAUCCAAAAGAAUCAUUUAAAAGGAAAAUAAUAAAACAUUUCUAGAUCAGUUGUGUAAUGGAUAACGCUCCAGAUUUGGAGAUGGAGGAACUGUAUUCAAAUCCUGCCCUGCCUAGUUGCUACCUGUAGACCCCGAUUUUCUCACCUAUUAAAGAAAAAGGGUUCAAUUUUAAUCCUCGAUUCUAUGAUGAAACCUAUCUAGGUAAGAGCAAGGGGGUGCUUCUUUAAAGGCAGGGAUCAGAUAUUGUAUCUUUGGCCUCCCAUAUUACUCAGUCCACUGGAGACUUUUGAGUCUUUACCGUAACACAUAUGGUUUCACUUGAAUUUAGUCUUAGAUUAGACAUAUAUGAAAGGAAGUCAUUCCCAAUUAGGGACUAUUUUAGGUCAGGGGAUCCUUUUGUCUGCCAAGGGCCAUUUGGAUAUUUAGAACAUCAUUUGUGGGUCAUACAAAAUGAUCAGGUUAUCAAAUACAAGCAGGGGGAGACUAUUGUACAUAGCUUUCAGUUCAUCAUCACCUGGGGUCUCCUUGGCAAACGGGUGGAUGUUCCCCGCCCAUGAUUUAAGGGGAUGCCAGAAAGUUUCUUCCAUGUUGAAUUUUAAAUACACAGUAGAGAUCUGUAUAUUGUUCAUGAUUUCAGGGCAGCCUGAGCUGAGGGUGAACCAGGUGAUCCCAGAGGUCCCUUCCAGCCUAGGGAUUUGUCAGAACAGUGAGAUGUGGGCACUUCCCAGUAGGACAAGAUGGUUUACCAUCCUACAACUUCACAAUCAAAGCCAAUAGAAGUUUCAUCCUAAUGGAUGGUCGUAUGACUAGACCAGGGCCUAUGAGAACUAUCCAUGGUUCUAUUUUGAAGGAUGCAUUGUUCUAAAUGAACAAGGCUGGGACUGGUAUCUUUUUUUUUUUUUUUUAACCCAUCCCAUGCCUUUAGGUACCAUCACUUUUCAUUUUACUUAUUACCUGUUCUGGGUCCCCAUCCCCAGAGGCAACAUGGAAAAAAUAUUGGCUUUGGUGACAAGAGAACCCCAUUUGGUUCCAGUUCUAAUGCAGACCACCAGUCUGUAGCUUCUUGGGCAUGUCACAUCCCCUCUCUCAGAUUCUUCCUGUGUAAAGUGUUGGUUGAUUCCCAGGAUUCCUUGCAGUCAAAAAAUGGAUGAUCAAAGGAGCAUUAUCUCAUUUAUCACCAGCUUUCCUUUCAGGGCACUGAGCACUGGGCAAACAUUUCUGCUUCCCAUCUGCUCCCACUUCCAAAGUCCCUCCCCAGCCCAUUAUGUUUGUCCCCUUCUCCCCUCUUUGGGUUUCACUAAAAGCCCCACUUUGGGGGAAUGAAUUUACUUUAGUGAGAGACCUCUGAAUUUGGGAUCCACAGAUACCCCAAGGGAUGCAGGGAUGGAUUUCAGAGGGACGGGUUGGGGAAAUGACAUUUUUAUUUCAAUAUAGCCGAUUUCCUUUGUAAUCCUCUAUAUUUUAUUCAUUUGAAAAUGAAGAACUCUUGUUAUAGGGGAAUCCUGGAGUUGGGCACAGAAUGUUUCUAUAGCGGGUUUUAUAGGUUUUACAGUGUGGCUUGAGCAGACAAGAAGCUUAAGAACACACCCUUCUGGUUUCUGAUAUGACAAGUUUGCUGUGCUAUCUUUUGUAAGAAGGAUUUCAUACCUUGAAAACACUUUGUACAUAUUUGUAAUGACUUUAUUAAAAAAUUCAAUGUGCUCUUGAGCCUAAAGUCUUGGUCGAUCCUUUCAUUUUUCUCGUCUGAGGUGGGUGGGGUCUAUGGAAUGGGAAAAGUUUGCCCCCUUGGAA
This is a messenger RNA of Sarcophilus harrisii (Tasmanian devil), 5187 nucleotides long. RefSeq names its product harakiri, BCL2 interacting protein (gene HRK). Gene Ontology annotation, biological process: positive regulation of apoptotic process. The transcript has 2 exons. Gene Ontology annotation, cellular component: mitochondrion. Lineage: Eukaryota; Metazoa; Chordata; Mammalia; Dasyuromorphia; Dasyuridae. The record is from RefSeq and is a predicted model, not a curated record. The coding region runs from base 1 to 294 and encodes 97 amino acids.